GCGGCCGGGCCGAGCGAGGGGCUGAGGGCAGCGGCUCGGCCCCCCGGGAACGAUGUUCUCCCGGAAGAAGCGGGAGCUGAUUAAAACCCCCUCCAUCUCCAAGAAGAGCCGGGCGGGAAGCCCCGUCCCACCGACCCUACCGGACCUCUCCCGCAAGGAUUGCCUGGAGGCUCCGGGCUCCAGCGUGGGGGAGCUGCCCCCAGGCAGUGCCAAGCUCAGCAGCAGCCCCAGCGCCGUGGGCACCCUGAAGCGCCCCACCAGCCUGAGCCGUCAUGCCAGCGCCGCCAGCUUCUCCCUGCCCGCGGCCCCCCGUGCCAUGCCCAAGGGCCACAAGACCCCCACAUCCUACAGCCCCAUGGAGGGCGGGGAUGGUCCCUUCAUCGACCCCGAGGACAUCUCCCAGCUGCUGGCGGAUGUCGCCCGCUUUGCUGAUGCCCUGGAGAAGCUGCGGGAUAUGGUGCUGCGCGAUGAUCCCAAGGAGCCCCAGCGGCCGCUGGCCCACGAGUGCCUGGGUGAAACCCUGCGCAUCCUGCGCCAGGUCAUCAGCAAGUACCCCCUGCUCAACACCCUGGAGACCCUGACGGCUGCUGGGACCCUGAUCUCCAAAGUCAAGGGUUUCCACUACGAAUCCAACAAUGAGGCAGACAAGCGGGAGUUCGAGAAGGCCGUGGAGACCAUCGCCGUGUCCUUCAGCAGCACGGUGUCUGAGUUCCUCAUGGGGGAGGUGGACAGCAGCACCCUCCUCUCCAUCCCACCCAGCGACCAGAACCAGACCAUGGAGAGCCUCUAUGGGGGGAUUCCUGGGCCUGGAGGAGAUGGAGUGCCCUCAGGCAUGGACAGCUAUGACACAGCCCGUCCCCCGGCCGAGGAAGUGGACGUGAUGCUGCAGCGCUGUGAGGGGGGCGUGGACGCUGCCCUCCAGUACGCCAAAACCAUCUCCAAGUACAUGAAGGACCUGAUUGGGUACCUGGAGAAAAGAACCACACUGGAGAUGGAUUUUGCCAAAGGGCUCCAGAAGAUGGCAAACAGCUGUAAGCAAACCAUCAGUCAAGAGACCAACAUGCCUUUCCUGUCCAUCUAUCUGCUGGCCCUGGAGCAGGACAUGGAGCACGGGACCUCAGUUCUGCAGGCAGCCAACACCCUGCAGCAACAAACCUUCCUCCAGCCACUCACGGUGAGACGCCUGGAGCAUGAGAAACGCAGGAAGGAGAUCAAGGAGCAGUGGCACCGGGCACAGAGGAAACUGCAAGAGGCAGAGGUGAACCUGCGCAAGGCCAAGCAGACGUACAUGCAGCGCAGCGAGGAGCACGACAAGGCCAAGUACAUGGCAGUGAAAGCUGAGGAGGAGCAGCAGAACACGACCAGCAGCAUCACCACCAAAACCCUGGACAAGAAGAGGCGACUGGAAGAGGAAGCCAAGAACAAGGCAGAAGAGGCCAUGGCCACGUAUCGCACCUGUGUGGCCGAUGCAAACACGCAGAAGCAGGAGCUGGAGGACACCAAGGUGAACGCCCUGAGGCAGAUCCAUGAAGUGAUCAAACAGACUGACCAGGUCAUCAAGUCGGCCACCAUCUCCUUCUACCAGACCAUGCACAUGCAGACAGCGCCGCUGCCCGUGAAUUUCCAGACUCUGUGUGAGAGCAGCAAGCUGUACGACCCGGGCCAGCAGUACGCGUCCCACGUCCGGCAGCUGCAGCGCGGCGACGAGCCCGACGUCCAGUACGACUUCGAGCCCUACGUGUCCCACAACGCCUGGUCUCCCUUUACUCGGCCACGGAAGGGCAGCUUCAACGCCAGCGAGUUCUCCACGAGUGCAGAGGGGGCUGGGACUGGCUCAGAGGGAGCAGCAGGACCCAAGGAGUCACCAAGUGGGGCUGGAGCAGCUGAGAGAAGAGGUGGGAGGGGACACCAGGUCCAUAAAUCCUGGCCAACCUCUGUUGCUGAUGCUGACAGCAGCCUGGAUUCCAGUGCAGGUGAAUUCAGCCACAAGCUCCAGCGGCUGUCAUCCAACGGCACCGCGUCCUCCAGUGAGGAGCUGGAGGAGAAGGACGGCACCACCACUCCCUUUGAGCAGAGCAUCAAUGGGAUCACCCCAGAGCUGGCAGCUCCCACAGGGCCCUUCAGGAAUGUUGGCUUGUCCAAAGCUGCCCAGACCCAUCGGCUGAGGAAGCUCCGUGCCCCUUCCAAAUGUCGGGAGUGCAACAGCUACGUCUACUUCCAGGGAGCUGAGUGUGAGGAGUGCUACCUGGCCUGCCACAAGAAGUGCCUGGAGACCUUGGCCAUCCAGUGUGGGCACAAGAAGCUCCAAGGGAAGCUGCAGCUCUUUGGGCAAGACUUUACGAAGGCGUCUGAGGGCAGCCCAGAUGGGAUCCCCUUCAUCGUCAAGAAAUGCAUUUCAGAGAUCGAGAAGCGGGCCCUGAAAACAAAGGGCAUCUACCGAGUUAACGGUGUCAAGACCCGAGUGGAGAAGCUUUGCCAAGCCUUUGAGAAUGGGAAGGAGCUGGUGGAGCUGUCCCAGGCCUCCCCCCAUGACAUCAGCAACGUCCUGAAGCUCUACCUGAGACAGCUGCCGGAGCCCCUGAUGCCGUUCCGGCUGUACAACGAGCUGAUGGGGCUGGCCAAGGAGAGCCUGCAGGGCGGAGAGGCCAAGGGCCGCAGCGGGAAGGGCGGCCCCGAGCUGGUGGACAGAGGAGCUGACACCGACCAGGUGGUGCUGAGCCUGGUGCUGAAGCUGAGGGAGCUGCUCAAGGAGCUCCCCAGUGAGAACAUGGCCACGCUGCAGUACCUCCUGCAGCACCUGAGGAGGAUCAUGGAAGUGGAACAGGACAACAAGAUGACCUCAGGCAACCUGGGCAUCGUCUUUGGGCCAACACUGAUGCGCCCCAGGCCUACGGAUGCCACAAUUUCCUUGUCCUCUCUGGUGGAUUAUCCCCACCAAGCUCGGAUCAUUGAGGCACUCAUCAUCUUCUACCCCACCAUCUUUGAGCACAAGGACUUGGCGUCGGCCAGCAGACGUGGCUCAGGCACAGAGGAGGUGGCCAGUGGUGCUGAGCAGGCCCAUGCAGGCUCCCAGCCUGUGGCUCCUCUGGGCACCAGCCCCUACCUGGAGCUGCCUUCGGAGAAGGGAAAUUUGGCUUUCAGCGCUGACUCACUCGCAGAGUCCGGCGACCGCUCUGUGGACUCUGACUCGGAGCUGGAGGACGGCGGGGAGCCACGGACACACCUGACCAAGCAGGGGAGCGAGACCAGCACGGAGGAAGUUCAUUUCUAUGACGAGGGCAGCGAGGGGCCGCGGAGCCGGAGCUGCAGCGUGGGCCAGUCCGAUGCAGAGGGCUCAGCUCCCCGCUGCUGCAGCCCUGGGGACGAGCAAAGCGAUGUGGAGGAACACCCUGAGAGCCGCAGCCCUGCCAGCCCCAGGGAUGCCACAAACCAGCCCGGCACCCCUCGGGGCCAUGGCAGCCACGAGCUGCAGCCCCGGCUCACCUAAGCCGCUGGGAUGGACAAAGGGGCAAAUCCCAGAGGCUGCCCAGACAAUGGAAACUGGAAUGUGGAGGGUGGGAGGGACAUGCGGCAGCCCGGCGGGGUUUGGUGUGUCAGCUGCAGGAGAGUCCUGGCUGAUUCCUGCCUGGAGCUGUCACACAAAACCCCUGAGCCCCUUGGUGCCCUGCUGGGGAGCAGAGUAACAGCGUGCUGGGAUCCCCGGCUCAGCCAGGGCCAUGAAGGACUUUGCCUGGGAGGGAGCUGAGUCUGGGCAGAGCCUGCACUUGUUGGGGAUUGGGAAGGAACCCAGGGCUGUGCCUGUGCCAGGUGUUUUAUUUUUGCUGUGCUCCUGAAUCCCUGAAUCCCACACCUGUGCUGGGAGAUGGAGGUUGGGUGAGCUUGAUCAUCCCCGAUGUCUGAGACUGGAAGGGAGCCAAGGCUGCCAGGAGUGACAUGGGGACAACAAUCACUGAAGAUGGGCAGGAGAAUGGCACCACAGGGAUGGAUGGAACUGGGAGCAGCUCAGAGGAUUUCCUGCCCCAAAAACCUCAGCACUGAGUGGUCCUGGCCCAGCUGCUGGCAUCUGCAUUGGUGCUUGGAUUGACAGGCAUUUGGACUGGUGGGCAUUUCCCUCCUUAGAGGAGCCAUGUGGGCAGCCUCAGGGCAGAGUGACCUGGCUGCAGGGUCCUGAGCCCUGCUGAGCUCUCAGGGUUUGUACAGGCAUUGUACAGUCAUUUCACCUCCACAAAGCUGCGCUACAAGUCCAGGAGUAACUCCCUCUGCUCUUGGAUUUGGGCAGGGGGCAGGUCCCCCUGGGGAGGUGCCUCUUCCUCCUCCUCAGGGCCACCACAGCCCCAGCUCCAGCCAGUAUUAUCUUGAGCUUCCUUUUUUGUAAAGACAUCAAUUAGCCCUUCAACGUGACGCCACUACCUCUGCUGGCAAAGAGACUAAAGCCAAAGUGGUUUUGGGUUUUUUUUGUUUUUUUUUUUUUUUAAGCUAUGAGACUUUCCUGCACUGAGGCACAGAGAAACAAGUAGAGUUUUAGCUUGGAGUGAGCUGAGAGCCUUUUCCUCCAUUCUCCUGCUUGUGGGAGACAGACCAGGUGGUGUUGAGGGGUCUCAGACACCUUGGUACUGCAGAACCAGGCAAGGAACGGGAGGUUUGAGCUCUCUGAAAUCGAUGGAGAACCCAUCUCAGCAAAGGUACAUAAACCCAGGUUAACUCACAGGUUUGGAACUGAGCCAGGGAAGAGCUGGAGACCCCCCAGGAUCAGUUGUGCUCUCCAGCUCUUCCACAGGAUAGUUGGAUUUUUCCAGGGCAGCAGGAGGAUGUGGGAAUGCUGCUCCCACGGCGGUACCGUGUGUGUGAGAGGGUGGGUGAGGAUGAUGAGGGUGAGUGAGUGAGAGAAGGGGCUAAAGCUGCACUUGAGCUUCCCACAGCAGCAGCUCCCUCCUGGUUGUGUCAAUUCUGUGUUUGUCCUGACAGGCCUGUGCUGCUGCACGAUGCUGCCUUGCUGUCUUUUCAUUGACAAGCUUCCCAAAAAAACAAUAAAACCAGUGUGUUCUGA
Messenger RNA from Catharus ustulatus (Swainson's thrush), 5047 nucleotides. RefSeq names its product Rho GTPase activating protein 45 (gene ARHGAP45). The transcript is spliced from 23 exons. Gene Ontology annotation, cellular component: membrane. Bases 53 to 3487 code for a protein of 1144 amino acids. Gene Ontology annotation, biological process: signal transduction; activation of GTPase activity. NCBI's taxonomy places the organism in Eukaryota, Metazoa, Chordata, Aves, Passeriformes, Turdidae. Gene Ontology annotation, molecular function: GTPase activator activity. The record is from RefSeq and is a predicted model, not a curated record.